AUGGGUGUCAAGGAAGUUUUCGAACGCGCCAAGAGCGUCGAGAUCGAGAGGUCCCACCACACCUCGAACAAGGAGGAGACCCACCAGUCUGACCUCCCUGGUCAAGGUGCCCCCGGUCUCGCUCCCGUGCCCGCCCUGUACGAGGCCCCACCUCGCAGCGACAUCACGCUCGAGGAGUACAUGUUCUACGCUCAGGUGCAGCGUGAGCAGGAGAAGCUCUACGGUGCCGCUGGUGUCGCUGUCGAGGCCAACGCACCUCACGGAUCCGGCUACCUCACAGACGCCAAGGAGAAGAAGCCUUCCUCCGAGGACGCCAGCCAGCACAGCCAGGGUGGUGUUCAGGCCGGUGUUGCCAAGCCACAGGUCAACAACACCGACGCUUCGACUUUUGACCAGCUCGAUGGUUUGUCCGACACCGAAAAGGAGAGCCGCAAUGCCCACCGCGCCAUCAAGACUGCCACUUGGGUCGCUAUCUUCUACCUCAUCACCACCGACAUUCUCGGCCCCUACGGUGCUCCCUAUGCCAUGUCGCAGAACGGUUACGUCACUGGUAACGUCAUGUACAUUGUCAUGGGUUUCUGCGCCUGGUGGUGCGGUAUCCUGCUGUGGAAGCUCUUCAUGCAGCUCGACUCGGCUCGCUACCCCGUCAAGACCUACGGUGACCUUGGUGAACGUGUCGUCGGCUCCUGGAUGCGAUGGCUCUUCAAUGCUCUUCAGACCCUCCAACUCAUCAUCAACGUCGGUCUGCUCUGCCUUACAAACGGCCAGGCGCUCAGCCAGGUCAUCAGCGGUGCGCCCGGCAACGCCAAUCUCUGCUUCUCCGUCUGCGUCGUCAUCUUCUCCCUGAUUGGUAUGGCCUUCGCUCAGGUCCAGACCUUCCGUGGCCUUGGUUUCGCCGCUUCCACCGCCGUCUACCAGAACAUUGCCAUCGUGAUCAUCUCCAUGGCUGCCAUCAUCAAAUAUGGCCCCUACAUCGCCGGUGCACAGGCGUCCUAUGGCAACGACUACCCCUACAACAACCAGCCCGUCAUGACCUCUGCCUUUGUGUCUUACGACAUCACACAGAAGGUCAACGGCUUGAUGAACAUGGUGUUCGCUUAUGGUGGUGCCAUGAUCUUCCCCGAGCUCAUGGCUGAGAUGAGGCGCCCCAUGGACUUCUGGAAGGGCAUGAUCGGCGCCCAGGCACUGAUCUGCACCGUCUACCUCGUCUACGCCAACGUCGUCUACGCUUACCAGGGACAGUACGUGCUCGGACAGUCCUACAACGGUAUCGCAAAGUACUCGUUCCAGACCGUCUGCAACAUGCUUGCCAUCCUCUCGGGAACCAUCGCCGCCGCCCUCUACGGAAACGUCGGUCUCAAGGUCGUCUACGUCAACACCGUCCAGGCCGUCUUCAAAGGACCCGCACUCAACACUCCCAGGGGUCGUGUCAUCUGGGCAAGCAUCAGUGUCGUCUACUGGGCGCUUGCCUUUGUCAUCGCAUCGUCCAUCCCUCAGGUGCAGACCAUCUCGGGUCUGAUCGCAGCCAUCGCCAUCAUGAACUUCUCCUACUCGUUCCCCUUCAUGCUGGCUCUCAUCUUCUACAUCAAGCGCGACGCCAUGCAGGGCGAUGUCGCCUAUGCACCCGGAUAUCCUGCCCUGAGGCAAGACACCUGGAGACAGUGGUCGCGAUGGCAGCGUGGUCUGUUUGGCGGUCACUACGAGAUCGGUGGCAUCGUCAUCCCUUCGAUCCUGAUCAAGGUCGUGCUCCUCUUCAUGACGCUCGGCUCGUACACGCUCUCCGGUUUGGGAAUGUACGGUUCCGGUGAAUCCAUCAAGGAGGUCUUUGACUCGACCGCCGCUGCCACCUCGUUCGGCUGCGCUGCUCCCGUUUAA
Messenger RNA from Pseudozyma hubeiensis SY62, 1875 nucleotides. Its product is annotated as amino acid transporter. Gene Ontology annotation, biological process: amino acid transmembrane transport. Gene Ontology annotation, molecular function: amino acid transmembrane transporter activity. Gene Ontology annotation, cellular component: vacuolar membrane. Bases 1 to 1875 code for a protein of 624 amino acids. Lineage: Eukaryota; Fungi; Basidiomycota; Ustilaginomycetes; Ustilaginales; Ustilaginaceae. The transcript has a single exon. The record is from RefSeq and is a predicted model, not a curated record.